GUACAACCCUGUUUAUUAUCCUGAAAACAAAAGACGGGAAACAGUAUGUUAUAUAAAACUAGAGCUUUUAAUAACCAAAUUAUAUUUGUGACUAGACCGUUUCUCACACUACAUGUUAGAAAUGUACGAAUUUAAAUAUGUAAUACAAGGCAAAGGCUAAUCUCUUUACAGGAGAUAUAUGGGCAGGCCCGGACGGGGUCCCAGUGUUCCUGUGUCGAUUAAUCAUGGCGGAUUGGAGAGGGUGUGAAGAAUCCCAGCUGGAAUUUGUGUAAAAAAAAAUAAUAAUAAUAAAGAGAGAUAUAAAAAUAAAGAGAGAAAGGGUGUUUUGAUGAGUGAGGAGACUGUGUGGCGGGAUUAUGAACCCAGAACCCUGCUUUCCUCUGCAGCAUUUAAUGUUCAUGAUACCUAAAGAGAAGCCCCAGCCCAUUGCAAGAAUGCCUGUUGUGUGGCCGACUCUCCUUGAUCUCAACAGGGAUGAGUGCAAGAGGAUUCUGCGCAAACUGGAGCUGGAGGCGUAUGCUGGUGUUAUCAGUGCUCUGCGUGCACAAGGAGAUCUCACCAAGGAAAAGAAGGAUCUCCUGGGGGAACUCAACAAGGUCCUUAGCAUUUCAACUGAGCGCCACCGUGCUGAGGUCCGCAGAGCUGUGAAUGAUGAACGGUUAACUACUAUUGCUUAUCACAUGUCAGGACCUAACAGCUCUUCAGAAUGGUCUAUAGAAGGCCGCAGACUGGUCCCCCUAAUGCCAAGGCUGGUUCCACAGACCGCAUUCACAGUGACGGCUAAUGCCGUGGCCAGCACAACUGCCCAGCACAACACCUCCCUGCUGCUACCCGCAGAAACAGGCAAUAAAGAAGUUGUUGUUUGUUAUUCGUACACAAGCACAACCUCCACUCCGGCGACAGCCACAGUUCCCAGUGGCAGCGCUGCCCCAGUGAAGUCCCCCAGACCCGCGAGCCCAGCCUCCAAUGUGGUGGUGUUGCCCAGCGGGAGCACUGUCUACGUCAAGAGUGUGAGCUGCUCAGAUGAAGAUGAAAAGCCACGCAAACGGAGACGCACAAAUUCGUCGAGCUCGUCCCCCGUGGUGUUGAAGGAGAUCCCAAAAGCAGCCACACCCAUUCCCAAAACCAUCACGGUGCCAGUGAGCGGCAGCCCCAAGAUGAGCAACAUCAUGCAGAGCAUCGCCAACUCCCUCCCGCCACACAUGUCUCCGGUGAAGAUCACCUUCACCAAGCCCUCCACCCAGAGCACCAGCAGCAGCACCCAGAAGGUUAUAAUAGUGACCACUUCUCCGAGUUCGACGUUUAUGCCCAACAUUCUGUCGAAGUCACACAACUAUGCUGCCGUCACGAAGCUGGUCUCCACGUCAGUGCUCACAGCGGCUUCCCAGAAGCAGCCCAUAGUCAUCACAGCCUCCCAGUCCUCCCUAGCCACUGGCAGCAGUGAGAGCACAACACUGUCUCCAGCUCCCACCUGUGUCGCCGUGACCACAGUAAUUUCAUCAUCCCCUUCUGUUGUCAUGUCAACAAUAGCCCAAGGUGCUUCCUCCGCAGCAGUUAAAGCUGCAUCUGCAAGGCUUCCUUCCCCUAAGAGUCUGAUGGGCUCUCCCACACAGAUCCUCGCCCAGUUUCCCAAACACCAGCACUCCCCCAAGCAGCUGGCACAGCCCUCCAUGGGCGCUCUGCAGCAGCAAUGCCAGACUGCCCCGGGCAUCAAGCCCACCAUUCAGAUUAAGCAGGAGUCGGGUGAGAAGAUGCAGGACUGGAGGGAUGUGCACAUGUACAGAGGUGUCAAGAUCAUCACACAGCAGAUGCAGCCCAGUAAAAUCCUCCCCAAGCCCUCCACUUCCACCUUGCCCAGCAGCAGCAGCAGCUCUCCCAUCAUGGUUGUCAGCAGCAACGGCACGAUCAUGACCACCAAGCUUGUCUCCACUGCUACAGGAACACAGGCCACAUACUCCCGCCCCACAGUGACCCCGACUAUCGGGGCUCGCGUGGCUGCGUCCCCUGGAGGGGCCACGUAUGUGAAGACAACCAGCGGGAGCAUCAUCACUGUGGUGCCCAAAUCACUGGCCACCCUGGGGGGCAAAAUCAUCAGCAGCAACAUUGUAUCGGGCACGACAACAAAAAUAACCACCAUUCCCAUGACUUCCAAGCCCAAUGUUAUAGUGGUGCAAAAGACCACCGGGAAAGGAACUACCAUACAAGGGCUCCCUGGGAAAAAUGUUGUGACAACGUUGUUAAAUGCAGGGAUCAGGUAUAACACAGAGAAGACUCGCCUGCAGACUUCUUUACCAGCUUGCCUCAGUUUUGACUUAUUGAGGGACAGCCAUCUGCAGGAGAGCAAGGGGGAAAAGACACUUCAGGCAGUCCCAUCAAAACCCGCCAUCAUUACAGCCACCAGACCCAUCACCAAAAUGAUUGUGACGCAGCCCAAGGGAAUGGGAUCAGGAGUGCAGCCAGCCACUAAGAUCAUACCCACCAAAAUAGUGUAUGGACAGCAAGGGAAAACACAGGUGCUGAUCAAGCCCAAGCCCAUGGCGUUCCAGGCGACGGUGGUGAGCGAGCAGACCCGGCAGCUGGUGAGCGAGACCCUGCAGCAGGUCUCCCGGGCCAGCGAGGCAGGGGGAGCGGCCAGCCAGGAGGUGGCGCUCAAGGAGGAGCUGCAGACCUUUCCAGAGAGCAGCUCAUCCUCAACAGAGUCCUCCCACAGCUCGCAAGACUCUCAGCCUGUCGUUCAUGUAAUCACCUCUAGAGGUCAGGAGUGGGCAGAACAAGAGGUUUCUGUGGAGUCAAGUCCCACUAUAAUCUACCAAGACGUGCCUGUGGAGUCCCAGUCUGCAACCUCCACUAUAAAGGCCCUGCUGGAGCUCCAGCAGACAACAGUUAAGGAGAAGGGGGAGUCUAAACCAAGGCAGCACACCAUUGAUCUGAGUCAGAUGGCAGUGCCUAUCCAGAUGGCCCAAGAGAAGAGGCCGUCCCCAGAAAGCCCAGUCAUCACUGCUGUGGAAUCUGAUCUCAUCACAGAGUAUAUCACCACGGGCAAAUCUGCGAAGCCUGGCAUGUCCUCAGCCAGCAUCAGCAGUGGUGAGAUAGCUUUGACGUCCCUGCUGUCUGCCAGUCAGCCUCAGUCUACGUCAUUGCAGAGAGCCCCGCAGCAGGCAGUGCCACAGACCCCAGUGAUGGUGAAGCCAAUCCCAGCAUCCUCCGCACUCGCAGUCACCCGCUUCGUGAAACAGGCUGUGACUAGCCAGGUGGUGCACAGCAAGCAAGCCGAGGAUGUAGGAAGGGAGGAGGGGGAGGUCGAGGGAGAUACCUUGGACCCUCAGACAGGCCUGUUCUACAGGUCAGCACAGCAGCUGAAACAAGCGUCCCAGCAGCAAGACCCGCCGAAACUCCUGCCUCCUGGCAAUCCAGCCACCGCGCUGAACCAAGGAGCUGCUCAGCAGAAGCAGCCUGCCUUGUACCAGCAGCAGCAGCUCAAGCCUGUCCUGCAGCACCACCUGGUGGUGAAAGAGAGGCAGGUUUCCGGAGCCGGGGCCCAGGCCCAGGCCCAGGCCCAGCAGACUGUGGUGCAGGUGAUAGCAGUGAAGCCGCCCCACACCCCACAGCUUCCCAAGCUGCAGCAGGCACCCAGCAGCCAGAACCGACCCAUACACACCGUGCUCUCCCAGCCGCCCCCGCUGCAGGCACACCACCCUGUGUCUUCAGACAAACCCACAAUGAGCCAGGUGCAGCAGCCAAUCAUAACUCAAGGAGCCACCGUAACAAAGAUAACAUUUGGGAGCCACCAGCCUGCCUCCAUAUCCAAACCAGCCAGCGGGGAAGCAGCUGCUAAACUGUCCCCCGUCUCCAGCACCGGCCCUGCUCCGUCCUCGGACAAGUCAUCCAUAUCGGACAUCCUGAAGAUCUCCAUGCUCGAGGCCCAGAUCGACCCCAGCGUGGAGCCCAUGGUGGUGGACUCUUCCAGCGACUGUACCUUCAGUAAAGGGGCUGCUGCUUCUCAAACAGUGGCAUCGGGUCAGCUGAUCAGCAGCACAGCCAGUCCCGUGGUUCAGUCAAGUCAGUCUAAGCAGCUGCAACAGAGUCUAGGAGGAGCUGGGACCUCCCUCCAUGGCCAGUUCACCCGCAUCCAGAACCUGCCUGCACAGAAGAGCAAGGAAGUGGACAUAAUACAGGUUAUCCCGCAGUAUUCCAUCACCCCCGACUCUAGUCAGUCCAAUGUGGUUGUGGAACCCAGUGGAUUCCUGGAGAUCACCAACUUCACCAGCCAGAGCCUGGAGGAGGAGACUGUGAUGGAGCAGGAAGUGGACAGCAGCAACGACGAAGGGAUGGAGGCCAGUCCAUCACAGAGCUCCAUUGACCAGGCGCAGUAGAAGAAGCAUGGCUAACACUGCUGCACAACACAGCGCAAGGAGCAGGGCAAUAAAGAGACUGUUUAAAAUCCAUCCAGAUGGCUUGUUUACAGAGCCACUUGAUGCAGCCACGUUCUGAGAGACUGCUUUACAGAGCCAUGUGAUGCGGCCACGUUCUGAGACUGACAGAGCCACGUGAUGCAGCCACUAUCUGAGAGACUGCUUUACAAAGCCAUGUGAUGCAGCCACGUUCUGAGAGACUGCUUUACAGAGCCACGUGAUGCAGCCACGUUCUGAGACUGACAGAGCCACGUGAUGUGGCCACGUUCUGAGAGACUGCUUUACAGAGCCACGUGAUGCGGCCAUGUUCUGAGAGACUGCUUUACAGAGCCACGUGAUGCGGCCACGUUCUAAUAGACUGCUUUACAGAGCCACGUGAUGCAGCCACGUACUGAGACUGACAGAGCCACGUGAUGUGGCCACGUUCUGAGAGACUGCUUUACAGAGCCACGUGAUGCGGCCAUGUUCUGAGAGACUGCUUUACAGAGCCACGUGAUGCAGCCACGUUCUGAGAGACUGCUUUACAGAGCCACGUGAUGCAGCCACGUUCUGAGACUGACAGCCACGUGAUGCGGCCACUUUCUGAGAAACUGCUUUACAGAGCCACGUGAUGCGGCCACGUUCUGAGAGACUGCUUUACAGAGCCACGUGAUGCAGCCACGUUCUGAGAGACUGCAUAGAACUGUGCUUCUCUGCCAGCGGCUUCUUUUAUAAAGAACAAAAAACAAGCUGAGCUGCCUAGAUAAAAGAGGGAAUCUGAAUUAGAGACCAAACAGAACUCUCACCAACUGAUAUUCUGAAAAACAGAACAAACACGCAACAGGCUAGUUUUUAUUGCAACAAACUGUUCAUCAUGGUGAAAAAAAGUGAAUGGCAUUAUUCCCCCCGAGGUGUUUUUUAAUAUUUGUAAAUAGUACGAUUUUAAGUCUUGGUAAAAACAGAAAAAAGGUAAACUUUUUAACAAAGCCAGUCUAGGAUGUUUCUAUGAAGCUUUACGUUCAAGCACAAUGGUUUGUGUUUCGCUACUUUCUUUUGCUAAAAGGUGCUGUAUUUCAGGAGCAUCUCUGUGAUACUCAGUAUUCAUUGCUGUAACCUCCUUCCCCCUGUGUGUGUGUGUGUGUGUGUGUGUGCAUAUAUAU
Messenger RNA from Polyodon spathula (Mississippi paddlefish), 5551 nucleotides. It is a transcript of the gene emsy, whose product is annotated as EMSY transcriptional repressor, BRCA2 interacting. Gene Ontology annotation, cellular component: nucleoplasm. The record is from RefSeq and is a predicted model, not a curated record. Gene Ontology annotation, biological process: regulation of DNA-templated transcription. Lineage: Eukaryota; Metazoa; Chordata; Actinopteri; Acipenseriformes; Polyodontidae. The transcript has 22 exons. Bases 357 to 4373 code for a protein of 1338 amino acids.